Messenger RNA from Amoebophrya sp. A25, 12558 nucleotides. The record is from the annotation of a GenBank genome assembly. NCBI's taxonomy places the organism in Eukaryota, Dinophyceae, Syndiniales, Amoebophryaceae.
AGUGUCUUAAUUUAUACCAAUCCCUUUCUACCACUUCCUUUUUUUGCAUAUUUCCUCCCUGUUCGCUGUUGACUCACAAGUAAGCACUAUAAAGAUAAUUAGUUUCCAUCACGGAAAAGCUACAGGUGGUCGUGGCAUCCUUUGCUCGCAUAUUUUGUUGACCGUUUAUUUCAUUUUCCUUUGGAGAACUCGUAAAUUUUUCAUUAUGGUUUUCCAUGUACGGUAUGUGUGAUACAUAGAAUAACUAUUUGUGCAGUCCAUUAAUUAUUAGUGUACCUUUCUUGUGAUCCUCGAUUCCCUUUUCUCUGUUUAUUGUUUCCUUGUGUCAUCGGAAUUCAGUCGUGAAAUGUAUAUGAGAAAUUUGUUAUUCUUCGUUGUUUUGGUAAUGGUAAGGUAAUCCUAAUCUAUCUGAAUAAAUUCAUCGAAAUGAGAUUGGGUUGUACCUUUGGCAAAGUGACUGAAUUGUUUGACUAUCUACUUAGUUGUAGGUGCUGCGCAGAGAUGCAACUGGUGGUGCAAAGAAUGUGAUCGUUCUGAUGUGUUAGACUGUAAGAAUUUGCAAUGAUUCCGAUUCGUGUCUCCUGAUCUUGCGCUGAAGUUGUCACUUAAGUAGGUAGAAUUUGUUCUUCUGUAUCUGUUCCUCUGGUCCUGAAGGCUGGUCUGAUUCUUGUGGUGCAAAAAGUGGACCAGUACAUUUCUAAACGCGUAUUUGUCAGAGAAAGAAGUUUGCCAUUGUCGAUUCUUGGCGGACAGUGCGGAAAAGAAAUACGUAAAUACGGGUCACCAGCACUCAACGUUGUGUCCCAGCCGAGUGGACUAGAACUAUUAAUGCUAGAAGUGAGUUCUUGGUCAGUUUCCCUGGUGUCAUGGGUUACCUGCAGCAAAUUACUAAUCUAAUUUGAGUAGACAUCACAGUGAGGAAUUUUUUAGGAAGACGCGGGUACAUAAACAUGUGAUGUGAAAACGAAGCUCCGUGUCUUGCCCGCAGUUGCUCGAGUCGAGGACUCAAUUCGUUAGAGUAAGGCACGUUGUGGUCUUCGGUAUAAAACGACUGCUCUCCACGGACGCGUCAUUUGUUCUGGAGUACAGGAGGGAAAGCCAAGGCUGAAGAACUCCGAAAAUGCACCUCUUCUUCAGCUCCCAUUCAUUUGCGGCUUGUGCGCUGCUCCUAGUACUGCAAUGUUGCAGUUUGUGGUUGACGGUGCACGCCGCAUUGUCGGUUCCUAAUGGCUAUGAAUCGCUUAUCCGCGACAUUCGAGAACGCGUGGUUGUCUCGGAGCGAGACGUGAAGGCGCGGAAGGAGACUGGGCCGCAAUCUUGCACUUCUGCCGAGGGACCGUAUUGCCUCAGAAGCUCGGACUCUCCAAACUUCCUAGGAGAUACGGUACAACCACUAGUACUUCUCCUGUUACAAGCAAUAAAUUUAAAUUUUCUUACGACUCAAAUAGUAGAAUGAGUACCUUGAAUAAACAAACAGAAUGUAGUGCUUACUAGAGGACAUCAAUUCUCUUUAUCAGGUCUUGUCGCGUCGGCUGUUUGGUGCGGAGGCUGCGGAGGAUGCGCUGAAGACACUGAACCAGUAUCUGCAGUGGCAUUCCUCUGGGUUGUUUCGCAGGUUCCGCGAGAGGCAUGCUUCUUCAUCCAUACUUCGAGACGGGACAGCGGAAAGCGAAUUGCCAACGACGGAUGCCGCGGAACGAAGUAGUGCAAUAGUCAGAGAGUCCAGCAAAGAUGCGAGUUCAACAUCCAAGUCUAGUACGGGGAGCGGUGCGAAAUUUUAUGAAUUCGUACACAGACAGAUUGUUUACUAUUUAGAAAAUUCGUUUCUUGAUAGUCCAACGCCGAAGAGAUUGUUUUGUUGUCUCUAUUCCUAGUCACCUGUAGCGGAUCACGUUUUAUUCUAUCUGUCUACACAUCAUCCUUUCGGGUGGGACAGUUUCGUGAUUUCAGUGAUGUUCUAUCAGCACUUAGACAUCAUAAAUCAAAGGUAGAGUCAAUCUCGUAAGUUGUCUACAUUCGGAAGUUGUACUUAUCUCAUUUUACAUAUUCUCUAAUACGUGGGCAGAAUUAUCGCGAAUAAUGUUGCUCUUGAAGCGGGCGGCGGUGCUGAUGAGAUAGCUGAUGCUUUAGGGAAGGCGUUGGAGUCGCUGCUUUCAGGUACGGAUUUAGGGGAGGAUGUAGAAAUACAAUUUGCCGGGGGCGGUGAACUUUCCAGUCUCUUUGGAAAACAUAAGGACAAGGAUAAGGGAAGCAAGGAUGAGAAAUCCUCAUCAAUCGGUAGUUCGAAAUCGAACACUACCGCGAAAAACAAUACUGCGUCGGAGAGGGAGAGUGGGGCAGUCGAAAAGAGCAAAUAUGUAGAGCGGAAGGCCAGCAACUCUGAAACCGGGAGUGGAGGACAAAAGACGGGCAGUAGUGGAGGACAAACGACGGGCAGUAGUGGAGGACAAACGACGGGCAGUAGCGGAGGACAAACGGCCCGGGAGGGGUCGCAGAGCGCGGCUAGUACCACAUCAGGGCAAUCAACAGGAAGUAGUGGCCAAACACCAUCUGGUGGAGGAGGGCAGCAGCAGGCUGCUGGCGGGAGCAGUGGAGGAGGUGCAAGCGCGUCGAGAAAGGUUGUGGACGAGGAUGCGGAGUUGGAUGCGCUCGACGAGGACUCUCCAACUACGGAAGCACCCUCGUCGACAACAUCAACGACCACAACGGCGUCGACGACAAAGACCACAACGACUUCUACCACCACCACCACAAAAGUGAAUGAAGAGGAGCAACAGCGGGACCGCUUCAAAGAGAUCAAACGAAUGGAAGGUCGCGGAGAGCACUUCCGGUUGUACGAGAGUCCUUACUACACGGAAAACGAAAAGACGUGGCGUGGUAAUCAAGUGAAAAAGUACGGCUCCUUCAUCCACGCACGAAAUGCGGAUUUGCAGGAAGGUGCUGCCUCGAAAUACUCUGGGACCGGGGUGCGUGUGACACACAAUGACGACACUGGGCCUAAUCCGGCUCUUGCUUUUUUGCCUGAAGACUUCGUCGUGACCUUGUCUGAGAGGCUUAAGCAGGGUGGCUUACAACGUACUAGUUCUACAUCAAAGACAAGCGGAAGUUUAAGCGAGAUUCACACCGGAGCGGAGAAGUACUCUAGUGUCUUUACGCAAUUCGCGGCACGCCACUUUCCUGGUAAUUUUAUGGGCGCAGAGAUUUCUGACAAAGAUAUGUAUAUGAAGCGCUUGCAGUUGGGCACAAAUUCACUCUACGACCGUCAGCAGUAUACUGAACAAACUAUGCCCAUAUUUACCGACAUUUUUCCAAAGGAAGGCGGUCGACUGCGUACACUAGUUCAAACAGGAGAGCUCUGUGCACGUUCGGCGGAACAUGUAUCAACAUUGUGACUUUUCUUGCUUACUUAGUUUUUUUGAAGUUAGCUCAAAUCGAUCAGCGCUUUUGGUUUUUGAUGUCUCUAAACGACUGUCAUACUGGCAUAUCAUUUCUACUCCACGCGGAACAAGCUGAGGUAGAACAAAAAACUGCACUUAUAUCUUUUGCCGAAAGAUGAAGUCGCCUCAGUUUCAGUUUCAGUCUCAGUCUCUUGCUUCUCAAAUUCUCAACUAAAGUCCAUUCAAUCAAACUUACUUAUUAGAUACAUGCAGAAAUCGUUGCCCGACGAAAAGAAGCGCCAGAACAUAUUUUGUAUUCUCGUUGGGUAUGGCCGCAACAUCGGCCGGUCGGCGAGAUCCUCGAAGAGGCGGGCUUGAAGCACGCUAAAACUGAACGCUCAGGCCACAAAAAGAUUGACCAGGACGAUCGUGAACAGAUUUUCAUCAUCGAGUCACGAUUCAGUCGACUGGACGACUUCCCGCCUGCGGUGGAAGGAACGCCUUUCUGUUACGAAGAUUGUGCAGCGAAACACCUUGUCGGACUUGCAGAAGGGGAGAGUGUUUCCGAGAACGCGGAUCUGCCGCGCGUCGAAGCGGUUGUCGAGCAUGUUGCAGCAGAAACGGUUGCUGCGUCUCCACCGAGCGAAGCGGCGGCCGAUAGUGAGAAAACUGUGGACCAGGAUUUGACCGCUGCUUCUUCCCCGACAAGAGCUAGUAGAGAGAGCCAUCUGCGACCCUUUACUCCGGAUAAGCACCUGCUUUCCGCGCAACGACGUUUUUUUGGGGCGCAAAAGCACUACAUUGUGUAUCCGAGACGGCGACGUGUGGCCCGUACGAGACACCGCGUGUAUUUCCCUGGAGCCAGCGGUGUCUGGGGCGACUACGGCUUGUCAAGACUUGCGUACAGUAAUGAAGAGGUGAAUUAUGUCGCACUCGCGUCCGACAGCUACGCGCAAUGGGCCCGCAAGCUGCACGAGAUUCUGUGGGACAACUCAGUCCUGGAGCUGCAGCACCGGGGCUACAUUCACGGUCUGAAAUUUACCGAAAGAAUGUCACGUUUCAUUACUGAUGGCACAUUUGCGCUGUGGCCGAUGGCGAACGGCGCGUCCUACGAGCACGUGAACCCCAUGAAAGAGCUGCGGCGUGGGCAGGCUGCUGCGCGCGCUAAGACUGCCUUAAAAACACGAGAGGAGGCUUACGAAGCGUUUCGCAAAGAGGUGGUCGCGGUGGCCACAGAGAAGGCGUUAACUCUCCUUCCGAAUGCUACCGAUUGUAAGCACGAUGAUAGCACCGCAGCCACUUCGAAAAACAACACAAUCGUUGAUGCAGCGAUCUUCGACCAGAAUGCAAGUACAACUACUGCUAGGGAAAAUGGAGAGGCGGACACUACAUCUACGGGUGCAAUAGAAGAAACAUCAAGUACAACGUUGGAUAAAAAGUCGUGCCCUGUAACAACUAAGUCGUUGCCUAACAUCCCGACUAUGCCAACAUUGUCUGCCCAGGACCGGGAAAGUGUGGUGGAAUUGAACGUGGUUGACAAAAGUCGCGAUUGGUGGAACGAAAAGCGAAAGGACAUUUCGGAUCUGCUGUUGCGAGUCGUCAGCUCCGAGUACAACGAUGCGCGAGAGAAAGCGCGUCAUGUGACUCGACUGCGUCAAUUUUUUAUGGAUUUGGACAAUCAAGAGCGUCGCUUUGCGAGUUUCGCUUUGGGUAUGACCCAGAAAAAGGAUCAAUGGUUUGACGAGGAAAUUGCAUCUAUCGCUAGUGCAGGCUCAAAGGGCUUGUCCGCCAAUGAAGGCGCAACAAUAUCCCAGAAGGAGGAUAGUCGUGCUACCAGUGGGGAAAGUACAAUGGCGACAGCCGAAGGCGGAGCGAUUUCCUCUAGUGCAGUCGCAAUGGGCAGUGGUACUGCUGCGGCUGAAGCGACUGCAGCCGAAGGUAGUUCCGAGGCAACAUCCUUAGCGUCAUCCACCACGUCGCUGAACGCUGCUGGUGGUGCAUCUUUGUCAAGCAAAAUGCUUCCUAGCGUUGAAGCCCCCGAGCGCAUUUUUCGACUGCCAAAUCCGGGACAAAGAGCGAAGCAGGAGGCGGCGGAUGAGGAAGCAGAGAAUAGCGCGGCAGAGCUGGAUCGCCUGGAUGAUGACGAGGAUGCUGAGGACGCUGCAGCGAGAAAGCAGCGACGAGCAAAGGAGGCGGAGCAGAGAGCGCAGGAAAAGAUGGCCCGUUUUCGCUUGACGGAGGCAGCCUCAGAAGCUGUUUACCGUGAGCGCAUUCACACUAUUCCAACACUGAACUCAUUGAUGCAGAGGAACGAUACUAUCCUGUACACAGACGAGGUGGUCCGGCGCACUGGGGUUGACCCGGGAAUCUUUUCGGCGGAUGACACAUCCACGGAGAUCACCGCGGUCACCAAGGACUGGUUUUUCCGCGAGCAGCAAAAAAACCGACAGGCCCUGGUCGUCGAUGGGAAGCAAGUCUUUCGCCGGCAUCGCGCAGUGAAGGUGCAGGCAGCACGUGAGGUUGCCGUGAAAGAAGACAUCGAGAUGGGAGUCGUGUCGUCUGCUCUCACGCGUUUGACACAAGCUGCUUGGAGCACCGCUGACGUCGAAGCACAAGAGAAGAAGCUCCAGUCAGAACAGGCACAUCUCCAGAGGAAACACCACCAGCAGUUCAAUCACGUUCCUCUAGAAGCGAAGCAGAAGAAACGACUUCGCGUCAAGUUUCAUCCGCAAGGCCUCUGGGAUCUGGGACAUCAAGGAUAUGUGCCUCGUGUCGCACAGCCGUCGUUGCAUUUUCGCCAGUACUCAGUUGUGCGUGAGCUGGUUGUUUUCUUCAGGGUUGACACGCCAAGCGUACUUGAGAUCUCGGCGACAAAGCAGGGCGUCGAGAUGUGGCGAAAAACGCUGCAUCAGCGUCGAUCUGGGGAGGUACGUCAAUGCGCUACUGAUUCUACAAGUCCCUCAUCUAAGGUCUGCCUUAUUAGAUUCAAAUGUAAUGAUAGAUAUGUUCCUUUUAUUUAGCAUGCACUUGUAUUAUUUGAAAUUGGAACUUCCAUGUCCGUCUCCUUGGAUCUGCAGGUCGACUCCGUUGCCUGCCCGAUCGGGACGAAUGUCUUUUACCGAGAUAAUGAAGAUGGUACCGUAGCUCGUGGUCGUGUCUUGAGGCACUUUCCACGACUUUCACUUCUGCACAUUGAGCCCGAAGCCUCUACCGUUCGUACUGCCUACGAUCAUUUUUCCCUGGCGAGUGAGGGAGAGAAGACGCAGCGCCACUCUCGCAGAAGCGAAGCAGAGCAAUGGGGGAAUUCCGAACGUGGUAUGCAACCACGCAAAGUGAUCCCGGUGUACGUAAAACAAGAACGAGUGAGAAACGAGCGAGGAGUGCGGUGUAAUCGCAAUCAGGUCCUGCAUAGUCAUCAUGCACAGGAGAACGCUGCUGCGAAAAAAGCCGCUGCGCGUCGUCGAGCUCGCGACCCAUCAAGAACUAGCACUAGCUCAGACAAGAAGAAGAUGUCAGAGGCUGCGCGACGUGCGCUUGUGCGGCGCCGCAUGCGGCGGAAGCGGCACACAGGUUUUCGGUUUGUGCGUAUCGACGAGGGCGCGAUGGAAACCGUGGAUGCUCUUCACUUUCACUGGCGUCGAGCACCAGAAAAUUCCAAAGUGCACUCGACACCCAGUUCGCAACAAAUCAUGGAGGAACCGUCCUCUUCAUCUUCUGGCUCUCAAGAUUCAACAACUUCGAGAGCGGGUCCGGCAUGGGGCGUGCACAGUUUCACACUUGGAUACGUGCAGGACGCGCGCGAGUUGUGGGACGCGGCGGCGUACAAGGAAUUGUGGUAUAACGAGAUGAUGCGUCGUGCCGAGGGUGCGAUCUGGGGCGAGAAGUUUUUCAUGGUGAACGCUGGAAUAUUGAAGUCCUUCAGCGGAUCAGAGAGGAAUACUUUUCGCACCGCUCUGCGUGAGCCUUCGUUUGAGGACGAGAGCAAGUACACCAAUAUGUGGCCGGACUUCGGACAGUCACUCGGCGACGCUGUGACUGAUGAAUUAGAGGGCGUGCGAUGGGGUAUCUGGUUCGCGUACGGUGCGUUCUUGAGGGCGAAUCGCCACUAUUGCGAGCGUGUCUCGUCUGCGUGGCUCCACAUGCGCUGCGGCGGCAACAGCGGCUCUCUGGCAUUCAGCGCGUACAACGCCGACGACUUUCUAGGGCGCACGCAGCUAUGGAUCCCACCCAAGUGGCUACAGGAGCAAGAAGAGAAGAAAAGUGCGGGAAGUAUGCUAGAGCAUAUUUUUGGUCCAUCUGACGACAAACCAAAAAAGCGCGAGGAGCGUGUGUACGCAUAUCAAGACCGUGAGCUCGCCGAGAAGCUCUAUGCUGACCUCAUGCCGGCGGGCUUUCGUCAGAAGGAGCGGCAAUUGGGCAGGAAAGGUGAGGCAGCAGCUGAGCGCUCUCUUGUAGUGCAGCCGGAUAAGGCCGUAGGCUUAGGUGGCAAAUUUGGUUACAUGAUUCCCGGUGGGUUUUACUAUCACUUUCCCCUCAGCUCUACCGCAGCAGCGGUGAGGCUGAAGCAUGGAAAGCAGAGCGAUACGGGUAGCGUUCUGCCAGCGUUGGAGGAGUUAGACAUGGCUCCCAGGCGGCUUCCCUACAAUUCGCCCUUUGCCCUCCAGGGUGAGCCGUUUCUAUCCAUAGAUUAAGUUUUGCGCCAAUUCAUCUUGAAAAGCAGCCGCUUGCUCCUUUGACUCGUUUUUUUCUGAACAGAAAACAAGUCAAAUGUGACUCUAAAGAUGAGUUCAGGGAUGCUCUAAAUCGAGGUAGAAGACAUCCCAAAGUUCCCACUUCACGAAAGUGCCCGCUCCCAUCUUUUUUUGACGUACCCCAAGACGCUUGAUUUCUUGGUUUCCCGAACUAUGGAGCCGCGGCCUCUGGACUUGGAUCCCCGGUCCAGUGUCGUGCAGGUGGUUCGUGCCGGGAACACCCACGUGAAUGACCUGUCGGGCGUCGCACUAGCGUACAACUCCAACGAACUGCUGGCCGACUCGAGCAUGGAAUUGCGGAAGAUUACCGACCGCGAGCGUGAGCAGUUGUCAAGGUUUAGGAAGAGCAGCCAAAAAUCGAAGAGCAGCAGUUCCAAAAAAUCCAUGGACGACGACGAUGAAGAGCAAAAGCAAGAAGCGGCGCGCGCUGCGGCAUCGGCGCGAAAGAUGCAGCAUUUGCGAAAUUACAUGGUAGGCGCAGUGGACUCCCCAAGGCUGCGCGGUAAAAUGGCUUACAGCAUGUACGCAGCGCGCUUUCAGAAUGAGCCCACGGUUUGGGAAAAGGAGGAAGCGGCAAAAGCUAGAGUUGGCACUACAUCAACAUCUUGUGCAGCAACUGGAGAAGAGCCGACUCCCAGUCGAAACAGUGAUAUGGGUCCGCUCCCCGAUGGUGAACAAGUCGGAGACAGGAAUUUGGCAAUCGAGAGCGAAGUUAGAUUUCAGAACUUGGAGGCGCUUGUGCGGGAUGAGCUGGAUAAAAACACUGACCGUACUGCCGCAAAAGGGUGGGAGAUCGUGCCGUCAGCAGAGAUUACCUCAGAGCGCCUUCAACAGAUUUUAGAGGACCUUAUCCAGCAUCCGGCAUACUUUGAGAGCGGGUUUGCUCUCGGGGCGAACAACAACUACGAACCAUUAGCUGAAGAUGCUACUUCUAGUACUUCCUCUACCUCUUCAGCCCAUAGUAGGAAAUUCGGCCUUCGGGAGGGGUCAUCUGCUGAGAGCGACUCAGAAAGUCAGCAACGAGGUUCGCCCGAGAAGAGUUUAUCAGAGGGCGAAGAAUUUAGUGUACUAGCGCAUCAGCGGAGGAGAACUGCAGGUGCUGGCAAAGCGCAUGCUGAUGCAGUCGCCACAGUCACCAACAGCGCGCAGAGCUGGGCUGUAGGAAGAACAAAAUCUAAUAUGAAUGCAGUAGCGCGUUUUCUGGAGCAAGCGGGCUAUUUGCUCGGCUUUUUGGGUGAGUUAUUCUUGAGGAAAGGCAAGGGCCUUGUGGAUGACUAUGAGAAUUUUGAGGCCAUGUUUCGCACUAUGGUGGAGCGCCGUUCUGUCGCUUUUUCUUCGGUCAUGGAUGCUUUCCGAGAUUACAAGAACUUCGGUACGUUCUCGAAAGAGUACCUCGACACGGCGCAGAAAGUGUGGAAGAACGAGCGCCGGCAAGUCCAAUACAGAUUUGCAAGGACAAGACAGGGCAGUGGCGGACAGCAUCAAGGCAAUUCUGUUCUGGGAAAGGCAUUUCAGGAAACGGCAGCCACCACAGCAAAUGCGGGCCUCAAUAAUAUUUCAGCGGAGAGGACAAGGACAUCGCCAGAUCAGGCAGAUACAACAAGAUUAGAAUCUUCUGUUAGACUACUUUCAGACCAUGGCGAGCAGAUAGUGGACUCAGAGUCAGCAGACGCAUCGAGGACGAGGGAAGAGGACGUCCCUGCGAUAAAAAUUUUCGGCGACAAUGAAGCCGAGGCCUUGGGUGCUAUGACUUCUACCGAGCUACAGCGAGCUUGCAGUGCUCAGGUAAGGCACGACGACGGUUCUCUAGGAGGACUGUCAGCGGACGUGAUGAACAAUACCGUUCUCGUAACUGCGUGUGCCGCACGUGGAAUCGAUGUGCUCCGGAACUCUAGCGCAGAUAGCAGCGAGCGAGGCAGUGUCAAUAGUGUAGGUGCCAACCUACGCCUGGAGGAGCGUCCGACGGUACAGUCGCUUGAUCGGCCUGCGGUGAGCCUCGAGAAUUCCUUUCUAGACAUUGGAGCAGCGGGGAGACACGUGCCAUCUACAGACGACAUUAGAAGAAGUGUUCAUCCUCAUGAUGAUAGGAAAGUAUCAGGCGAGGGUUCCGCGUCGGAGUGCUCUACCUCUUUUUCGCCGACCGAUUUUGUCGAGCGUGCGAAGUGUGCAGCCAGUAUUCGUGAGGCUGCGCCUCCUGGUACUGCUACAAAGACUUUCGAUGCAGCAAGGGCUGAAGACCCCGCAUCAUCGGUGCCGACGCCACUGUCUUCCUCUGGUGCGCCGACAUCAGCAUCAGCACAAACCACAAGCUGUGAAGCCUCCACAUGUGACGUCGACGGUAACUCUUGCGAAAGGCAAGUAGGUCCAGAAGAAUCAGCGGCUUUAGAAGUGGUGGAUCAAAAGUACAGAGAUGCGACGCGCUGGAUCCUAGAUGCGUUCCGAAGUGAGGGCCGGGAUGAGACGAACCCCUUGCUCUGGCUGGAAGAAGGGGUCAUACUAGAAGGCACAUACCUCUGCGUCCAGGGCUUCACAGAUACAAAAGUCCGGUUCGAAAGUAUCCUGCCUGUCCCGCCGGCCAAUCCAAACCUACCAGUCCGAGAGUUGAAGGUACUUAGAAGUAACAUAUUUGAAGAACUACAAGAUGAGGGUCCUCUCUGCAUUCAUUUCUACUCAGCUUGUUUCUCAUUUUCACUCUUUUUGACUUGAUGUUCACGCUACUCUCAUGAAUGUCGAAAAAAUUGUAUUCAGGCUGUUGUGCAGAUAGAAUUCGUAGCUCGGAACGGCGGAACGCAUGGCCGAUAUUGGAUGAUUGGUCGUGUGCAUCUUGACACCGGUCUGGUGCACUUCGAUCCGUAUGAGUGGAUUACAAAGCCAGCGGGCUACUCAAUGGUUGGCAUGGUAGGUGUGCUGAGUCGAAAGCGCCUGCUUGGAAGAACCUAUGCGAAUAGGAUAAAUGGCGUUAUCACUGCUGCCUAUUGCGAUAGCGUGCACCUUGCGAGCGAAGACACGCCAUUGGAGCUCGUAUCUCAGUGGACGAAGCACGAGCCGGACCCUCGUGAACGCAACGGACUGAACGAUGUGCAGCGCGUCGCAAGAGCCAUGGUACAAUUAUGCAUGUGCUAAGUUUUUUGCUGGAUAAGGAUAGCGAUGGAUUUAGAUUAUAUAUGAUUUGGGGCUGCACGGUCCCCCCCUGUGGAUGGCCCUGUGGUGGGGCUCGCGCGCUCUUUUCCGCGCUGAUUUUUGCGGAUUCUAGUGGUGGAAGGCGUCAAAACUGGGCGCGGAUUCUACUGAUUGGAACAUAUAUGUAUAGCACUUGGGAGCCAUACUGAGGAUCAGAGAUCAUGGCCACAACUUUCUCAGUGGUAGCGUUUGGAGAUUGAUUCAGAGUUGUUUAUGACAAACCUCCAAUGUAAGGGUAGAAUCUUCAAAACAAAUCUGCAGCUCUUGGAGUUGACCCGACUACGCCAUCGAUGGGGGGAUCUGCUGCGUGCAAGGUAUGAAGAGCGUCAGGCGGAGAGAAAGCGCCGGCUGAGUUCGAAGACACGGGCAUUUACGGUAUCCGGUAAAGAUCUCAUGAGUCUGGGUGCUAUGAUGGGAAAGCUACUCAUGUCCGAAGACUUCAACUAAAGAGUUUCUCUUUGUCGAUGGUCACGAAAACAACACAGUGGAUGAUCAUCUGCUGAUGAAGGGACGUAAUUACAUUGUACGAUGGAUUUUGCAGGAACGUCAUUAUCGAGCGCGUAGAGGACGAAACUUAUCAAAUAAUUUUCAUCGUCCUGCUUCUGACUGUGCAUCGAUUGUUAAGACAGAGUCCGGCACAGCUGGAACUGGAAAAUGAUCUACGUUUACAAUGAGUGCACAUUGAUAAAUCUCUUCGUGCCUUAUGUGGUGCUCAGUGGUUGGAAUGGUUUCGUUGUGAUCGCUAUGUCAUCAUUUUCUUUGCAACAUUCGUGUUUGAUUCAGGUUUAAGAAUUUCAAGAAAGUUUACCAUCGUGAGUAGAUCAACAUAGCUUAGACGGUAUACGUCGGGUGCCGCAUAGAAGGACAAGAUACGACAAGUGAACAAUGAAGUAAAUCAUAACGAAGCAGUAACGAAACCACAACCAGCAACCCUGGUAGCGUCAGCACUGAUCGUGAUAGUCAUGGAAAGUUCGGCAUGAAUAUGCCGGUGCUGAAGUGAUCUAGCGAGUAUCAAUUUUUCCUCCACCUUCCCAAAUAUUCGCUUGAAGUACUUAUAUCCACCUGGGUAAUCUCUUCUCCUAGAGGAUUCAAAGUUUAAUGAUUCCCCACGAUUUCCCAUUUUUUCCAAAUUAUACAACGAACCCAGGCCUGCAGUCACUUCUCCCCACACCAACUCAACAAUCUUAAUUUUCGUUCGUUUCUGAUAGCCCAUUGAGUAGAUUUUUUGUCAAGAGUGACUGAACCUAAUG